GGUUGCUCUUGUGGAAAAUAUUCCUGAAGGGAUCAACUAUUCAGACAGUGCACCAUCCCAUUUGUCUCUUUUCCAAGGCUGGAUGAAUUUGCUUAAUAUGGCUGAAAAGUCUGUUGACAUAGUAUCUUCCCAGUGGGACCUCAAUCACAGUCAUCCAUCAGCAUGCCAGGGUCAGCGUCUCUUUGAAAAAUUGCUUGAACUGGCAUCCCGAAAUAUUGAGAUAAAACUAGUGAGCGAUAUACUGCCCAUGGAAUCAAAGGUAUUAAACGACUUGAAAACAAAGGGUGCUGAAGUGUUGUAUAUGAACAUGUCUGCAUAUAAUGAAGGUCGGCUUCAGUCAUCUUUCUGGAUUGUUGAUAAACAGCACGUGUACAUUGGAAGUGCCAGCCUAGACUGGAGAUCGUUGGGACAGAUGAAGGAACUUGGCGUCAUCGUAUACAACUGCAGCUGCCUGGUCCUGGAUUUACAAAGGAUAUUUGCCCUGUAUAGCUCAUUAAGAUACAAGAAUAAAAUACCACCGAGCUGGUCUAAGAGACUAUAUGGAGUGUACGAUACUCAGAAUAAACUCACACUGCAGCUGAACGAGACAAAAUCAGAAGCUUUUGUGUCGAAUUCACCUAAACUCUUCUGCCCAAAGGACAGAGUUCUGGACAUUGAAGCUAUAUACAGUGUUAUUGAUGAUGCGAAACAGUUUGUAUACAUAGCUGUCAUGGACUACUUGCCGAUCGUCAUUGACACCAAUGCUAAACGGUACUGGCCAUAUUUAGAUGGGAAGAUAAGAGAAGCAUUAGUUUUACGAAGUAUUAAAGUACGACUUCUCAUAAGUUUCUCAAGAGACACAGAUCCCCUUACUUUCAACUUUGUUUCAUCUCUGAAAGCUAUUUGCACUGAAGUUCCAAGCUGUAGCUUGAAAGUG
Molecule: messenger RNA, 916 nt
Organism: Leptosomus discolor (cuckoo roller)
Lineage: Eukaryota; Metazoa; Chordata; Aves; Leptosomiformes; Leptosomidae
Source: RefSeq, a predicted model, not a curated record